Danio aesculapii is the source of this 678-nucleotide messenger RNA. RefSeq names its product oxytocin (gene oxt). NCBI's taxonomy places the organism in Eukaryota, Metazoa, Chordata, Actinopteri, Cypriniformes, Danionidae. Bases 57 to 521 code for a protein of 154 amino acids. The transcript has 4 exons. Gene Ontology annotation, molecular function: neurohypophyseal hormone activity. Gene Ontology annotation, cellular component: secretory granule; extracellular region. The record is from RefSeq and is a predicted model, not a curated record.
CUCACUCCAACUCUGCUUCUUCUUCUCAAGCUCUCGCUGUCAGCCUCGGUAAUAUAAUGUCUGGAGGUCUGCUGUCCGCGGCGGCUCUGCUGUGUCUGCUGUCCGUCUGCUCGGCCUGCUACAUCUCAAACUGCCCCAUCGGAGGAAAACGCUCCGUUCAGGACUGGCCCAUUCGACAGUGUAUGCCGUGUGGCCCCGGGGAUCGCGGACGCUGUUUCGGCCCCAGUAUCUGCUGUGGUGAAGGCAUCGGCUGCUUGGUCGGCUCUCCAGAAACCCUGCGCUGUCUGGAGGAGGACUUUCUGCCUUCUCCAUGUGAGAUGCCUGGGAAAGCCUGCGGUUAUGAAGGACGCUGCGCUGCUCCUGGAGUCUGCUGCGACGCUGAGGGCUGCAGUGUGGACCAGUCGUGUGUGGAUGGAGAUGCUGAUGCUGCAGCUGUCAAUCAACCUGCCAACAGCCCAGAUCUGCUGCUGAAGCUCCUGCACCUGUCAAGCCACACCCACCCCUCCAGAAUCCACCAAUGAAACGUUGCAGAGCUGUGACAUCAUCUCAGGAGGAUCCGCCCACCCACCAUCUGACUCGUCAUCCACUUUUGUAAACCAACUUUGUAAAGGCGCUAGAUAUUUGUAAGGCUAGAUGUUCGUAGUACUGCACUGAUGAUUAGCUUGAUAUUAAACUAAA